AUGGCUCCGUCUGCCUGCGCUGUUGAAUUUAAGGACGGAGUUGUGAAGCCCCGCUCUGGCAGCCUGCGCUGCCUCCCCUCGCUCCUCCUCCUCUCCCUCGGCCUGCUCGCCGGCGCGGCCAUCGCAGCCGGCAUCUCGCUACUAUUCCCGUGGCGCGCCGUGGCUUUAAUCACCUCGUAUGCGAGCACGGACACGCUAGUCAAGUCGCAGGGAGCGCUGACGUUCCUAGUGGUGGGGGACUGGGGUCGCAAUGGGGACUACAACCAAUCGCUCGUAGCUGAAGCGAUGGGGCGAGUGGCAGGGGAGAUCAGCUCCAGCUUCGUGAUUUCCACGGGGGACAACUUUUAUGAGGACGGGCUGACAGACAGCAGUGACCCGCAAUUCACCUCCUCGUUCUCUGAAAUAUACCAGGCCCCCAGCCUUCGCACACAGUGGUAUGCCGUUCUAGGCAACCAUGACUACCACGGCAAUCCCGAGGCACAGCUUGAUCCGGCCCUCCGCCUGCGGGACCCUCGCUGGCGCUGCGAGCGCUCAUACAACGUGCGGAGGGACGCGUGCCCCAAGUAUCUAUACGAGCCGUGUGACGCACCAGUGGAGCUGUUUUUCAUUGACACGUCGCCCAUGCUGAUUGGCUACUGGAAGCCCUCGGCCAAUCAAACUGAGAGGCUGAAUUUCACGGGCAGACCUGAGUACUCCCUCUCAAUCCACUUUCAAAUCGAGUCACUAAGAGCAGCCCUUGCGUCGUCAACUGCCAAGUGGAAGAUUGUGAUUGGCCACCACCCAGUGCGCAGCACAGGGGAGAACGGCGAUUCAGCUGAGCUCGUGCAAUACCUGAACCCUAUCCUGAAGGAGCAUCAAGUGGACUUCUACAUGAACGGCCAUGACCAUAACCUGGAACUUUUCCAGGAACCUGCAAGUUCACUGUUCUUCGUAACGAGUGGAGCGGGGUCACAGGUGAGCCACAAGCGCUCUACUACAACCAACCCGUUCUCUCAGUUUUACUAUGCAGAGCAGGGGUUUGUGUCCGUCGUUAUUGAUGGCAACGGCUUAAAGCUCAACUUUCAUGACAUUGUCGGCACUGUGAUUCACACCCUGUGGGUGGACAAGUAG
This is a messenger RNA of Closterium sp. Yama58-4, 1110 nucleotides long. The record is from the annotation of a GenBank genome assembly. NCBI's taxonomy places the organism in Eukaryota, Viridiplantae, Streptophyta, Zygnematophyceae, Desmidiales, Closteriaceae.